This is a messenger RNA of Vicia villosa (hairy vetch), 1161 nucleotides long. Its product is annotated as putative HVA22-like protein g. Lineage: Eukaryota; Viridiplantae; Streptophyta; Magnoliopsida; Fabales; Fabaceae. The record is from RefSeq and is a predicted model, not a curated record. Bases 199 to 1044 code for a protein of 281 amino acids. The transcript is spliced from 7 exons.
AGAGUUUGAAUUGAAAGAAGAAAAAAAAAAAAAAAUUUAAACAGCUCCUCCAAAUUCUAAAUUCUUGCUCUCAUUUUGCGCUUCUUUUCUUCUUCUUCUUCUCUACUCCAAGUAUUUCUACUCGCACUGCCGCCGUAUCUGAACCGUUGAUUUUCUCUUCACUUCCUUCUUCAUCUUUCUCUAACAAGGGAUACAAAAAUGAUAGGAUCCUUUAUUACCAGGAUACUUGUAAUGAUUUUUGGCUAUGCCUACCCAGCUUAUGAAUGCUAUAAAGCAGUUGAAAUGAAUAGGCCUGAAAUUGAACAGCUACGCUUUUGGUGCCAGUAUUGGAUUUUGGUUGCUCUUUUGACAGUGUGUGAGCGGAUUGGCGAUACGUUUAUAUCAUGGGUUCCGAUGUAUAGUGAAGCUAAGUUGGCAUUUUUUAUAUAUCUUUGGUACCCGAAAACUAAGGGAACAACAUAUGUGUAUGAUUCUUUCUUUAGACCAUAUGUUGCGAAACAUGAGACAGAUAUCGAUCGCAACUUGAUGGAACUAAGAACACGGGCAGGAGAUAUUGCAGUUACGUAUUGGCAAAAGGCUGCUAGUUAUGGCCAGACUAGAGUUUUUGACAUUUUGCAGUAUGUUGCUGCUCAAUCAGCUCCACCAUCGGCUCCCCCUGCACAGCGUCGACCGGGUGUGAGGGGCCGCCAACCAGCAGCCAGCAAUGCUCCUGCAACAGCACCACCAGCUGAGGGUCCAACUCCUGCUACUUCUAGCUCAUCUUCAAGUCAGCACCAGAAGGAAGUAGCAGAGGAGUUAAGUUCUUCACAAGUACCUAAAGCACCCUCCUCUUUAAAUGGUCUAAAUAUUCAGAAGAAUAAUUCUGCAUCCGAAUCUGGCAACCAAUCUGCACCUGUAGAGGCAGAGCCAAUGCAGAUUGAAACAGCACUGCCUUCAUCCUCUUCUCUAAAUGAAAACCCUCCUUCGAAGGAAACAGUAAUGGAGGAGAGCAUUAGGGUCACACGAGGCAGACUAAGAAAAAAUAGAUCAUUAGGAACUCAGUAGGGCUUCUAAUUUCGAUUUUUAGUCUGAAAAAUGGAAUGGGUGGGUGAACUACAAUGGGCGUUGAAUUGAUGUAGAACAAUACAGUAUUAUAUGCAAGUUGACUCAAUUUCCAUUCAA